Lindgomyces ingoldianus is the source of this 885-nucleotide messenger RNA. RefSeq lists its product as uncharacterized. NCBI's taxonomy places the organism in Eukaryota, Fungi, Ascomycota, Dothideomycetes, Pleosporales, Lindgomycetaceae. The coding region runs from base 1 to 885 and encodes 294 amino acids. The record is from RefSeq and is a predicted model, not a curated record. The transcript is spliced from 9 exons.
AUGAGAGUCAUUAGAAAAGGGACGACAUGGUUUGACAUCCGAGAACACGUGCGGGAACAUACAAGACUUAUGGUGUUUCAAGUGUCGUGGACUAUCAUUAUGGAGCGAAAUAAGCGAGAUGUGCGAGGGAAUAUUGGAACUGCACUUGCGCCUUUUCCCUUUAUGCAUGAUAGACCUUUCAGAGAAGAUACACUGUGCAAUCGGCGCCUUUCUCUAGUGGUUCAGGCGCUGAAAUUGAAAGCAACCCAUCUAUGGACUCCUUCAGUCGGAAUGCAAUGCCUUUCCACAACUGGCUACUAUUACAGCAUUACUUACCGCAAAUAUGGCCUUGAAAAUACAUCUGAUCAUGUCAAAUGUAGUGUGCUUCCCUCGUUAGUGCUGCGUCCUACCCAACUUGAGUCCAAGGGUCGACAGCAAGAAGUUAAUAAAGGCGGAACUUACACAAACCCGUUCAUUCCUACACAGGCUCUUCCACACAAUCCGCUCAACAUGGGUACCAUCUCCGCCAUCCUUCAACCCCUCACCAUACUAGAAAAUAAAUCAUCCAACUUACAGGCUCACCUUCAGCCUCACCGGACUUCCCUGAAACCGGGGACGUCAGCACUCGCACAUCUCGAUAACCACAACCCACUUUUCGAAUUCCGAAGGAUGCAACACCCUGCUCCGCAGAGUCCCAAUCUUCGAAACGAACGAGUAGCUUUCCUUUCACUCUAUUUAGCCCUACCUUUCUGCACGGAUGCAAGUGAACUGAAAGUGGAAAACAUGCGAGAAACCGGACUUGAAGAAAGGUUGCAUCAUAGACGAGGCAAGAUAGGAUUUGGAAUUGAGAAGAUAUGUGAGAAACAUGCGCUUCGCUUGACUUGCACAGUUUGGAAUCGCGCAUAA